AUGUACACGAACUGUGCCAAUCUCCACGAAAUUUCGCAAUUCUGCCUCGCUCAAGAUACGCUAUUUCUCACAUUUCUCUUCAACUUUUUGCUCACAAAUGGUCGACGAGCGGCGAUGAUCUGCUGGCUCUUGGGCGUGUUGUCGGCCUGGCCCCUCCUUCCGAUCGAUGCCGACGACGGCGCUUAUACACGGACAGCGGCCGACGGCAGUUGCAGUGUAACGCGCACAAUGACAGAGGUCGGCGGUUCGUACAAGGAUUCCCUUACCCAGGAGCAAAAAGAUGAGCUGAGAGACAUCGCCCAGAAGAUCGUCGCCGAUGGGAAGGGUAUCCUCGCUGCCGAUGAAUCGACUGGUACUAUCGGAAAGAGACUCGCUGCCGUGAAUCUAGAGAAUAAUGAAACUAACAGGCAAAAAUACAGGCAGCUGUUGUUCACCACUCCCAACAUUGGAGAGCACAUCUCUGGAGCAAUUCUUUUCGAAGAGACUUUCAACCAGUCGAGCACUGAUGGUGUACGAUUCGUGGAGAUCCUGAAGAAGGCUGGUGUGAUCCCCGGCAUCAAGGUUGAUCUCGGAGUUGUCCCGCUUGCUGGAACGAUCGGUGAGACGACUACCCAAGGUCUGGACAACCUCGCCCAAAGAGCUGCUCAUUUCAAGAAGGGAGGAUGUGGCUUUGCCAAAUGGCGUUGUGUGUUAAACAUUGGACCUCACACCCCAUCUCACCUUGGUAUGCUUGAGAAUGCCAACGUUCUAGCCAGAUACGCUACCAUCUGCCAAGCCAAUGGACUCGUCCCAAUUGUCGAGCCAGAGGUUUUGUGCGAUGGAGACCACGAUAUCGACAGAGCACAAAAGGUCACGGAACAAGUGCUUGCUUUCGUUUACAAAGCACUUGCUGACCAUCAUGUAUACUUGGAAGGAACUCUUCUCAAGCCCAACAUGGUCACUCCAGGGCAAAGCUGCCCCAAGAAGGCAACCCCCGAAGAAGUUGGCUUGGCCACUGUCACCGCUCUCCGCCGUACUGUCCCAGCUGCUGUUCCCGGAAUUACUUUCCUCUCUGGUGGUCAAUCAGAAAUUGAUGCUACCUCUAAUCUCAACGCUAUUAACAAAGUGAACUUGCUGAAGCCAUGGAAACUCACCUUCUCAUACGGACGCGCUUUGCAAGCUUCCGUGUUGAAGGCAUGGCAAGGAAAGGACGAGAACAUUGAAGCAGCCCAGAAAGUGUUCCUUCAUAGAGCUCAGGCCAAUGGAAUGGCUGCGCUUGGAAAGUACGAAGGAGAGGACGCUGCCGGAGCCGCCGCUGAAUCUCUUUUCGUCGCGAAACACGCCUACUAAUUCAUCUCACCCUAUAUCCCAGCCGGACGUUGUGCGCAUCUCCACAAUACUUUUUAGCUUGAAACAAUAAUGUAUCACUAGUUA
Messenger RNA from Cylicocyclus nassatus, 1413 nucleotides. The record is from the annotation of a GenBank genome assembly. NCBI's taxonomy places the organism in Eukaryota, Metazoa, Nematoda, Chromadorea, Rhabditida, Strongylidae.